AUGAGCAAGAGAAUCACAGCAGUGAGAAAGUCCCAACUCAUCACAACCACUCCCACCUCACUACAACCACUCCCACCUCACCACGACUACUCCCACCUCAUCACAACCACUCCCACCUCAUCACAACCACUCCCACCUCACUACAACCACUCCCACCUCACCACGACUACUCCCACCUCAUCACAACCACUCCAACCUCACCUCAAGCACUCCCACCUCAUCACAACCACUCCCACCUCAGCACGACCACUCCCACCUCACCACGACUACUCCCACCUCAUCACAACCACUCCAACCUCACCUCAAGCACUCCCACCUCAUCACAACCACUCCCACCUCACUACAACCACUCCCACCUCACCACGACUACUCCCACCUCAGCACGACCACUCCCACCUCACCACGACUACUCCCACCUCACCACAACCACUCCCACCUCAUCACAACCACUCCCACCUUACCACAACCACUCCCACCUCACCACAACCACUCCCACCUCACCACGACUACUCCCACCUCACCACGACCACACCCACCUCACCACGACUACUCCCACCUCACCUCAAGCACCCACCUCACCACGACUACUCCAACCUCAUCACGACCACUCCCACCUCACCACAAGCACUCCCACCUCACCUCAAGCACUCCCACCUCAUCACAACCACUCCCACCUCACUACAACCACUCCCACCUCUGUCCUCCACCUCAGCCCGACCCUCCCACCUCUCACCACAACCACUCCCACCUCAUCACAACCACUCCCACCUUACCACAACCACUCCCACCUCACCACAACCACUCCCACCUCACCACGACUACUCCCACCUCAGCACGACCACUCCCACCUCACCACGACUACUCCCACCUCACCUCAAGCACCCACCUCACCACGACUACUCCAACCUCAUCACGACCACUCCCACCUCACCACAAGCACUCCCACCUCACCUCAAGCACUCCCACCUUACCACAACCACUCCCACCUCAUCACAACCACUCCCACCUCACCACGACCACUCCCACCUCAUCACGACCACUCCCACCUCAUCACAACCACUCCCACCUCAGCACGACCACUCCCACCUCACUCCAACCACUUCCACCUCAGCACGACCACUCCCACCUCAUCACAACCCCUCCCACCUCAGUACGACCACUCCCUCCUCACUCCAACCACUUCCACCUCAGCACGACCACUCCCACCUCAUCACAACCACUCCCACCUCAGCACGACCACUCCCUCCUCACUCCAACCACUUCCACCUCAGCACGACCACUCCCACCUCACUCCAACCACUUCCACCUCAGCACGACCACUCCCACCUCACUACAACCACUUCCACCUCACACGACCACUCCCACCUCACUACGACCACUCCCACCUCAUCACAACCAAUCCCACCUCAUCACAACCCCUCCCACCUCACCACGACCACUCCCACCUCACCACGACCACUCCCACCUAAUCACGAACACUCCCACCUCACUACAACCACUCCCACCUCAUCACUACACCUCCAACCUCAGCACGACCACUCCCACCUCAUCACAACCACUCCCACCUCAGCACGACCACUCCCACCUCACCACGACCACUCCCACCUCACCAAAACCACUCCCACCUCAUCACAACCACUCCCACCUCAGCACGACCACUCCCACCUCACCACGACCACUCCCACCUCACCAAAACCACUCCCACCUCACCACGACCACUCCCACCUCACCACGACCACUCCCACCUCAGCACGACCACUCCCACCUCACCAAAACCACUCCCACCUCACCACGACCACUCCCACCUCAGCACGACCACUCCCACCUCACCACAACCACUCCCACCUCAUCACAACCACUCUCACCUCAUCACAACCACUCCCACCUCACCACGACCACUCCCACCUCAUCAUGACCACUCCCACCUCAUCACAACCACUCCCACCUCAGCACGACCACUCCCACCUCACUACAACCACUUCCACCUCAUCACGACCACUCCCACCUCAUCACAACCCCUCCCACCUCACCACAACCACUCCCACCUCACUACAACCACUUCCACCUCAGCACGACCACUCCCACCUCACUACAACCACUUCCACCUCAUCACAACCACUCCCACCUUACCACAACCACUCCCACCUCAUCACAACCACUCCCACCUCACCACGACCACUCCCACCUCACCACGACCACUCCCACCUCAUCACGACCACUCCCACCUCAUCACAACCACUCCCACCUCAGCACGACCACUCCCACCUCACUACGACCACUCCCACCUCAUCACAACCACUCCCACCUCAUCACAACCCCUCCCACCUCACCACGACCACUCCCACCUCACCACGACCACUCCCACCUAAUCACGAACACUUCCACCUCACUACAACCACUCCUACCUCAUCACAACCACUCCCACCUCAGCACGACCACUCCCACCUCACCACGACCACUCCCACCUCACCAAAACCACUCCCACCUCAUCACAACCACUCCCACCUCAGCACGACCACUCCCACCUCACCACGACCACUCCCAUCUCACAAAAACCACUCCCACCUCACCACAACCACUCCCACCUCACCACGACCACUCCCACCUCAGCACGACCACUCCCACCUCACCACAACCACUCCCACCUCAUCACAACCACUCCCACCUCAGCAAGACCACUCCCACCUCAGCACGACCACUCCCACCUCAGCACGACCACUUCCACCUCACCACCACCACUCCCACCUCAUCACGACCACUCCCACCUCAUCACAACCACUCCCACCUCACCACCACCACUCCCACCUCACCACCACCACUCCCACCUCAUCACGACUACUCCCACCUCAUCACGACCACUCCCACCUCACCACGACCACUCCCACCUCAGCACGACCACUCCCACCUCACCACCACCACUCUCACCUCAGCACAACCACUCCCACCUCAGCACGACUACUCCCACCUCAGCACAACCACUCCCACCUCAGCACGACUACUCCCACCUCAGCACGACCACUCACACCUCACCUCAAGCACUCAAACCUCAUCAGGCCACUCCCACCUCACCACGACCCCGCCUACCUCACCACAACCACUCCCACCUCACCACAACCACUCUGGCCUCAUGACAUGUCAGAUUUUAAUUCUGGCCGCCAGAAGCUUCGCCAGAUGCAGCAAUCUCUCGCAAUUCUAACCAGUUUUUAA
This is a messenger RNA of Cheilinus undulatus (humphead wrasse), 3207 nucleotides long. RefSeq names its product mucin-1-like. Lineage: Eukaryota; Metazoa; Chordata; Actinopteri; Labriformes; Labridae. The record is from RefSeq and is a predicted model, not a curated record. The coding region runs from base 1 to 3207 and encodes 1068 amino acids. The transcript is spliced from 3 exons.